Molecule: messenger RNA, 1635 nt
Organism: Chlamydomonas reinhardtii
Lineage: Eukaryota; Viridiplantae; Chlorophyta; Chlorophyceae; Chlamydomonadales; Chlamydomonadaceae
Exons: 8
Coding region: 207-1160 (317 amino acids)
Molecular function (GO): NAD binding; oxidoreductase activity, acting on the CH-OH group of donors, NAD or NADP as acceptor
Source: RefSeq, a predicted model, not a curated record
GUACACCUGCUACUACAUACAAGGAAUAAAGUGAGGCUCAGCGCGUGUGGGCAUAUCGAAACCCGUCCGAAACACGCUCAACUUGUUUGAAGCUUUACAUACUAGCGCAUUGAUGCACCUGCAAAUCAUCACAUUCAAAGUCUCAAAUUGAAUCACAUCGGUCGCGCUUCUUGGUUGCACAUCAGAAUUGUGCAAGCAAAGGGAGAAUGGCAGCCGCGAGCGCUGUAAGCAAUGGCGAUAGCACGGAGGAAGUAUGGGAGUGCAUGUGGUGCUACGACGGGUGGCACCCAGCCGCCGACAGGCUAGAAAAGAUCCUGCCGCCGUGGGCCAAGCUUCGACGCAUGGACCCGACCCGACCCCUGGUCGAGCAGGUGGCGGGCAUGCGCGUGCUCAUCCCGACCACGGGGGUGGUGGGCGCGGCCGACAUCGCCGCCGUGCGCGACCUGCGCCUCAUCGCGCAGCCGGCGGCCGGCUACAACAACAUAGACGUGGAGGCGGCCAAGCGGCGCGGCGUGCCCGUCACCAUCGCGCCGGGUUACAACUCACACAGCGUGGCGGAGGUGGCGCUGAUGAUGAUCCUCAUGCUCAGCCGCAAGGUGGACGAGGCGCGGGCGGUGUUUGCGCGGCGCGAGCGCAUCGGCGAGCCGGUGGGCGGCGAGCUGCACGGCAAGACGCUGGGCGUUGUGGGCAUGGGCAAGAUCGGGUCGUGCCUGGCGGAGGCGGCCCGCGGCCUGGGCAUGCAGGUCCUGGGCGUCACCUCGCGCUCCUCCCGCGCCGAGCUGGAGGCGCUGCUGGCGGCCUCCCACGUGGUGGCGCUGCACUGCCCGCUGUCGCCCGCCACACGCGGCCUCAUAGGGCGGGCCGAGCUGGCGCUCAUGCGGCCGGGGGCGCUGCUGCUCAACUGCGCGCGAGGCUCGGUGGUGGACCGCGAGGCGCUGUGGGAGGCGUUGCAGUCGGGGCGGCUGGGGGGCGUGGGCCUGGACACGCACUGGGUGGAGCCGGCGCCACGUGACGACCCGCUGUACUCCCACCCCCGCGUGCUGGCGCUGCCGCACCUGGGGUCCAUCAGCGCAGAGGUGUACGACAGGUUCGCCAACAUCCUGUGCGAGAACAUCACGCGGGCGCGCGAGGGCCGGGAGCUGCUGCACCGGCUGUGCUGAGCGGCACACGCCGGGUGGCGGUGCGAGGCGGGUGCUGGCGCAGACCUGUGGGGGCAGCUGGAGGGGGAGCAGCUGUAGGGGGGGCCACCUGGAGGAGGUGCUAGAGAGGCUGUAAUGAUGGUCACCGGGAGCAGUUUUGACGUAAGGGUGGCAGGCAGGCAGGAUGCGUUGUGUGUGUGUGUGUGUGAGAGUGUGUGAGUGUGUGUGUGUGUGUGUGUGUGUGUGUGUGUGUGUGUGCGAGCGCGUGACCCACGAACUUGAGACUUGCAUUUAUUAUUAGGUAAUCUCGCUGUGGAACCAACAGGCGGCGGUGGGCCCCUGGACGGGUGUGAGAUGAGACUAUGCAGAGGAAGGGAGAGGGCCAGAGGGGGCAGAAUGGCGCUGCGAAGCGGCCGGACCCUGCCUCCAUGGUGAACUGUUGUAGAGUGUGGACUCCGUGGGAAUCUGGUACUUCCAUAUGUAAGUACGUAACAGA